Cuscuta campestris is the source of this 3078-nucleotide messenger RNA. NCBI's taxonomy places the organism in Eukaryota, Viridiplantae, Streptophyta, Magnoliopsida, Solanales, Convolvulaceae. The record is from the annotation of a GenBank genome assembly.
AGAUGUCUGAAUGGUUAAGAGAUUUGCCUCUGAAUGGUUAAGUAUUAUACAGAGUCUGAAUGGUUAAGACCUCUUAUCUGAAUUGAUCAGACAUUUGCCUCUAAAUAGUUAAGCAAUAUACUAACUCUUAAUGGUUCAGACCUCUUACUGGUUCAGCACUUAAUGGUUCAGACCUCUUACUGGUUCAGCACUUACCUAUUCAGAAGUUGUCAAACAGCCCCUAAGUGUGGUGGGUGCGAUUUGGUGGCGAUCCCAAUUGGAAUUAAUCUACUGGACACCUUCCAUUCCAACAGGACGACCUUUGCCGGCCAUACAGAAAGAUUGUUAAUGCAGAGCACCUACUCGAAUAACGUCCGUUAUUGACGAGGCGACAGAAAUGGCUUUCCCGGCCACGCCUUUAGCCGCUUCCACCUCCGUUCUCUGCUCCGCCAAGGCCGCCGCCCCUUUCACCACAGUGAAGAAGAAGAAGAACAAGAGCAAGGCUGUCCAGAAGCAGAAGGUGAUUCGCAAGGAUUCUGAGUUUUUACAGAAAGGCCUUCGAUGGGCCAACCAGGCUUUUAGACUUCCGAAUCUCUCGAAAUCCGUUAGCGAUUUGGUUUGGCUACGGACUAUCGAGAACCAGGAGCCUUCUUCAGCUGAGCUUCGAAGCCCUAAUCAGUGGCCUCAGCCUUGGUACCCAGAACUUUCUGGAUUGGAUUUGUUUGUGGCUGAUCUCAAAGCACUGAAGGCAUACUUCAACUAUUUCCACUGUCUCUCAAAGCUAUGGACCAGACCGCUUCCUGAAAACUAUGAUCCUCAGGAAGUUGCUGACUAUUUCAAUUUGAGGCCUCACAUUGUGGCUUUCCGUCUUCUCGAGGUAUUUGUUGCCUUUGCAUCUACCGCGAUCAUAUUUCAGAUCUAUGGGAUUCUUCCCACUGUAAAUAAGGAAGUUGAUAGGGAAACUUCACAGUUCAUAUUUGGAAGUGUAUUAAAGGAGACAUUGCUAAGAUUGGGCCCCACUUUUAUAAAAAUUGGUCAGUCUCUCUCCACAAGACCAGAUAUUAUUGGUACUGAAUUUUCAAAGGCAUUGUCCUCACUGCAUGAUCAAAUCCCUCCUUUUCCAAGGGAUACAGCUAUGAAAAUUAUUGAGGAAGAAUUAGGAUCUCCGAUAGAACAAUUAUUUAGCUACGUCUCUGAGGAGCCUGUUGCCGCAGCUUCAUUUGGUCAGGUCUAUCGAGGAAACACACUUGAUGGUCUUAAUGUUGCCGUGAAAGUACAACGCCCUGGUCUACACCAUGUGGUUGUUCGUGAUGUACACAUUUUACGCCUUGGGCUGGGUAUUUUGCAAAAGGUAGCAAGAAGGAAAAGUGAUCCUCGCAUUUAUGCUGAUGAACUUGGGAAAGCUUUAGUUGGAGAAUUAGAUUACACAUUGGAGGCUGCAAAUGCUUUAGAAUUCAUGGAGAAACAUGCUCGAUUUUCCUUCAUUUGUGUGCCAAAAGUUUUACCACAUCUUAGUAGAAAGAGAGUUUUAACCAUGGAAUGGAUGGUUGGUGAAAGUCCAACUAAUUUAAUAUCAAUAUCUUCAAAGGAACCUGUUGGUCAUCAUUCAGCAUGUUCGGAUCAACUGCAAAAGGAUGCCAAACGACGUUUGCUCGAUCUAGUUAACAAGGGGGUGGAGGCAUCAUUAGUUCAACUCAUUGAGACUGGCUCAUUGCAUGCUGAUCCACAUCCUGGAAAUCUGCGUUACACUCCUUCAGGACAAAUAGGGUUUCUUGAUUUCGGAUUGCUUUGUCGGAUGGAAAAGAAGCAUCAGUAUGCCAUGCUUGCAUCUAUAGUGCAUAUUGUAAAUGGUGAUUGGGCAUCUCUUGUGCAAGCGCUUUCUCAAAUGGAUGUCAUAAAGCCAGGGACUAAUAAGAGACUUGUUACAAUGGAACUGGAAGAUGCUUUAGGAGAAGUUGAGGUCAAGGAUGGAAUUCCUGAUGUAAAGUUUAGUCGGGUCCUUGCUAAAAUACUGUCUGUAGCAUUCAAAUUUCAUUUCCGCAUGCCCCCAUACUAUACCCUUCUCCUCCGAUCUCUUGCUUCACUGGAAGGAUUAGCAGUGGCUGCAGAUCCAAGGUUUAAAACAUUCGAAGCUGCAUAUCCCUUUGUUGUCCGGAAACUUCUCACCGAUAAUUCACCUGCCAUGAGGAAGAUCCUACACUCUGUGGUGCUGAAUAGGAGAAAGGAAUUCCAGUGGAAAAGACUCUCUCUUUUCUUAAGAGUGGGAGCAACUAGGAAAGGUUUGCAUUAUGUGAUGGGGACCAACUCUCAAGAAUUGACUGGUUACUCUGCAAAGGAAGUCAAUGGUAUAGUUGAUGCUGCAAAUAUGGUGUUAAGAUUACUACCCUCUAAAGAUGGUGCAGUGCUUAGAAGACUCCUGAUGACAGCAGACGGGUCUUCAUUACUUAGUGCCAUGGUUUCAAAGGAGGCAGAUGUAAUUCGGCAACAUUUCUGCAGGGUUCUUGCAGAUAUACUCUAUCAGUGGAUGUCUAAAGCUUUGGGAAACCCUAACAACACACAGCUUAGCUCCAAAGUUCGGUCUUAUAGCGAAACGGCUUUCCAUGAUUAUAAACUGAUCCUGAGAGAUCAACGGCUCAAAGUGAUUUUCUCCAAGGCAUUUGCUUCUGCAAGGAAAGAUCCAAUGCUAAUGCUGAGAGUCUUCUAUGCCAUUUGCGCCACAUUCGUCAAAGCUUCGGCGUUGGCUUUUCACCGGGUAUUGGUUUCUUUCUCUGAAACUUAUUUGUGCACUCUUUCUUUUGCUCCUAGAAUUGCUAUAGGUGCAAAUGCUUAGAUUCAACGUUUAUGUUCACUUUCGGCUUCAAGAAGUUACGGCCGAAACAAGAAGUGCCUGUGUAUAUGCAUAUAUCGCUUUCAUCUCUUCUGAACAUUAUCAACCCAUGUAUUUCUAACAAUAUAGCAACUAUAAUUACAGUGCAACGUGUUAGCAUGCUUUGUUUGAUUACACUUUUUUCCAAUUCCCACCAAUGCACAUUCAAACCACCUAUAUGAUUUAGUCAUUGUGUGCAUUGGUCUAUCCGGCAAUAGAUCUAGAAUGAAUUA